AUGAGCACCUGCCACAACUACAAGCCGACCUUUGUGGUUGGCUACUGCUUCUGCGGGGCCCACGGCAUCCUCUACCCCGAGUACGGUCAGCCGGCGUGCAAGCGCUGCAAGGGGCAGUUCUAUGACGCUGACAGGUUCGUCAGGCGCGACGGUGCCGUUUGCAGGCCGAACUGUGGGAAACGUGGCCUCUGCUCUCUCCACCGCCUCCUCCACUUCGAGAUGAUGGGCAUGCGACGCGACCUGAUCACGCACCAGAAA
This is a messenger RNA of Mesorhabditis spiculigera, 258 nucleotides long. The record is from the annotation of a GenBank genome assembly. Lineage: Eukaryota; Metazoa; Nematoda; Chromadorea; Rhabditida; Rhabditidae.